AUGGCCCCUCGACGCGGCAGCUCUUCCUCGAGCUAUCAUAGCAACUACAAUCCAUGGAGCACUACGGUUUUGUUGACACUGGGCAACUCCCCAAACAAGGAUUUGUUUUUCACCGAAUUUGCCUUUAAUAUUCUCUCUCUUCUCACCUUCAUUUUCUUCCUCAUCUGGACAUGCAAAAUCAGGAAUCGCGGUCUCCCGCUGAAGGCACUCAUUGGCGCCUUGGCUUCCUUUAUAUGCUGCCAAAUCACUAUGGUUGUCUGGGAAGCCCUAUAUAUCGCCGAUGCAGAGGUGACAAGGUACUAUUUGAUCGACCUGAUGCUCUGGGACUUCUUCAGAGUCAUGGGGAUCUGUCUCACCUUCUGUGUCUUCUGGAACCUCAUCCAUAACUUCCUAGCCCAUAUCAGAGGUUCUGACAAGCCACACGUGGCAGUGUCCAUCGUCCAUUAUAUCUUCAUUGUUAUUAUCGUCGUGGUCUCGCUUGCUGAAUGGGGCUUGUGUGUCGCUUCUUACGUCCGAAGUGCGACUUCCCGAUACGACGAUACUCUGCAGUUCACCUGGACACAUCUGAGUGGUGCGUCUGAGGUUAUCUAUUGGGUAUUUUCCAUGGAGAUCGUCGCAUGGAUGAUCUUCGCGGCUAACAAGGCUGGUAAUGAUAUUUUUGUGUCAAAGAUGCCCACUAUGGCAAUCGUCACCGCCGCCAUCUCCUGGUUCGCAGUGUGUUCCGUCCCAGCUAUCAUCUACAUUCAUUAUACCCUGGUGCUGGCCGAUUAUUCUCAAUGGCCGAUAUACCUAGAUGUCGUCAGAGCAGUUUUGAAGUUCAUCUUCUGGGUCGGCACUUAUACUGGCAUUCUCCUGUGCUGUUCUAAAUGGCACAUGCUUGGUGAUGAGCAGAAGUAUUCUGCGCAACAGUACCAGUCUCAGUACCCUCCAGCUCAAACUCAACAGCCGUAUCUUGCUCAGUUCUCUGGUGGACAGUACCCUCCGGUUCAACAGCAGCCAUAUGGUGUUUCUCCUUACGUGGAUCAUUCGGCACAGAAUCAGUCUCACCACCCUGUCUCGCCUCAGUAA
Molecule: messenger RNA, 1068 nt
Organism: Penicillium crustosum
Lineage: Eukaryota; Fungi; Ascomycota; Eurotiomycetes; Eurotiales; Aspergillaceae
Exons: 3
Coding region: 1-1068 (355 amino acids)
Source: RefSeq, a predicted model, not a curated record